GCAACAACAUGCUCCAACUUCAACUGGGCAAAGCACUGUGAAGGAUUUCUCCGGAUAAGGAUUGGAAAUUGAAGACUAAGAACUGACCAAGGAUGACCGCUCACUAGGCCUGAAUCUGAUCCACCGUGGCCACAGCAUGGUGAAACGAGUACUGGUAGCCUACGCCCUGUGGGCUGUGGGUGGUCCUCUGGGUCUUCACCAUCUCUACUUGGGGAGAGACAGCCAUGCUCUGCUGUGGAUGCUCACCCUGGGGGGCUUCGGGUUCGGCUGGGCCCGAGAGUUCAUACGCAUCCCGGCGUACGUCGGCGAGGCCAAUCGAGACGCGGGAAAAGAGAGACUACCUCACAGAGAGGGACUCCCACCUGUCAGCCCCGUCAGAUUCGCCGGACAGGUGUGUGUCGGGAUCUACUUUGGCACGGUGGCUCUGAUUGGACUGAACUCCCUCAGCUUCUUUUACUUGAUCGUUCUGCCCUUAAGCGUGGGCGCCGGGGUUCACCUGGUGUCCAAUGUCGGUCAACAGACCGCAGAUCUCCAGAAAACCCUGACAGCCUGUCUCGUGACAUCCCCGAUAUUCUACGGCAGCUCUCUGUCGCCUCUACCCAUAAGCUUGGCUGCUAGCGUCACUGCCUCCCAGAACCGCAGGUUCAAACCUCCAAUAGCACACGGCAGCCAGCAGAAAUUAGGUCCACGGCUUUACAGGAUUGGCUUAGCUUGGCUGGCCUUCUCCGCUCCACUGGGUUACUGUUUUUUCUACAACACAACAGCCACGCUGUAUUACCUGUCCGACACAAUAGCUGCGCUGCUGGACAUUUUCUGGUUCCUGCCUUGGCUCAGGAGCGUGCUGGAGUACUUUCUUUUAAUGCCGUACCGUAUCCUGUGCGCCCUGACCGGAGGGGGGUACCACGAAGAGGCUUGGAGGAAGGUGCUGGAAAUACUGCUGAAAGAGUACACAGAGAGAGAAAAAGAGGCGCUGAAGAUAUUGUCACUGGAGACGGAAGCAUCGCCGGAGGAGAUAACCCGGAGCUACAGGGAGCUGGCCAAGACAUGGCAUCCAGACCACAACCCAAGCAAUGAAGCUGAGAAGAUGUUCAUGAAGGUCCAGGAAGCUUACGACGUCCUGAUGCGGUGGCACAAACCCCAGCGAUUCAAAUAGUAGCACCGCGUUUCUUAUAGAUUGGCCCCUGCAGAGUUUCU
This is a messenger RNA of Fundulus heteroclitus (mummichog), 1194 nucleotides long. RefSeq names its product dnaJ homolog subfamily C member 22-like. The coding region runs from base 137 to 1153 and encodes 338 amino acids. NCBI's taxonomy places the organism in Eukaryota, Metazoa, Chordata, Actinopteri, Cyprinodontiformes, Fundulidae. Gene Ontology annotation, cellular component: early endosome; plasma membrane. The transcript has 4 exons. Gene Ontology annotation, biological process: endocytosis. The record is from RefSeq and is a predicted model, not a curated record.